GUACAAUUUGAAUUUUCAACGAGUCGUCAACAAUCGUUGUAGAGAACCAUCGCGCCAAAGUGAGUGACAAUGAGCUGGGCGGUGGAGGAGUGGAAGGAUGGACUUCCGGGAAAGGCCCUGCAGAAGAUCCGGGAGAUGGAAGUCCAGCUGGACAAAGUGAAAAAGGAGAGAACUCAAAAGCAGUUCCAGAUUGACUCUCUGGAGGCAGCCCUACAGAAGCAGAAACAAAAGGUGGACAGUGAACGCAAUGAGACAUCUGCUUUGAAAAGAGAGAACCAGUCUUUAGUAGAGUCAUGUGACUCUGUAGAGAAAGCUCGCCACAAGGUUGUACAUGAUCUGGGGAUCAAAGAGCAGCAGGUGACAUAUUUGGAGGGGCAGCUUAACACUUGUAGGAAGACUAUAGAGCGACUGGAGCAGGAGCUAAAGAAGUAUAAAACUGAACUGGAUCGUUCUCAACCUGCUGGCUCUUCCUCCUCGUUAUCAUCCUCGGAGCUGCAGCCAUUUGUUACACCCCAGAAGAGUUUCCCCACUCCAGUUUCAGUUUACAGACCGCAAGAUAAACUAGAAGACCUUCAAGAGAAAUACAACCAGGAAGCAGAAGAAAGAAAAAGGCUAGAAAAUGAACUAAAAGUCCUGCAGGUCAAACUCUUGAGUCAGUCGUCAGUAAGCGUGAGCCACAAAGACAUGGCUGGUCGCCAAGGUGGAUCCUCUAUAUUCCCAUGGCAACAGCAAGAUCAGGCCCACGCACGCCAGUCUCAGGAAGUUAAGGAAACGCCUCUGAAGAGGCGGGGCACGUCCCUCUGGGAUGCCCAUGAGGACACGCCCAUCAAACCCAGCCAGCGGAUGAGCUCUACCAGAACAGCACCGAGUCCCGGUGGAUCCCAACAGAUGGAGCAACUGAAAAUCCUAAAUCAAGAGCUUCGUGGGCGUGUGUCAGAGCUGGAGAGGAGCAUGUCCAGUCACGAGAGAGAGCUUAGUAGUCAGGCCUCCAAACUGCAGGACCUGCAAGUCCAACUGACCCAGGCCCGCAAAGACCUGAAUGAACGGGACCGAGACUUGGCCAAGACAAGCCAUGAGCUGCGUCAGACCACUGACAGACAUCAGCAGCUUGAGGUCAAGUGUUCUUCAGUAGAGCAGAAGCUGAAGCAAGUUACAGAGGAGAUGAGCUGUCAGAGACACAAUGCUGAGAGCUGCAAACGAGCACUGGAACAGAAAGUCAAGGACCAGGAGAGAGACAGCCAGAAGGAGCAAGCUCAGCUGCAAAGAUCUAAUCAGGCUUUGGAGCAACAGAUGGAGCAGACCAGAACUAAGUUAACACAAGAGAUCCAACAGUCCAAAAAAGACAACAAUAUACUGCAGACUGAUUUGGAGAAGAUGUGUUCUCAGAAGUGUCAGCUUGACAGGGAGGUGGAGGAGCAGAAACAGAAGCUGCUGCGUUCACAUCAGAGCCUCCAGGCCAGCCAGACCAAAGAGGAGGACCUCCGCAAGAAACUCGAGGAGCAUCAGCGAGAGAAGAACAGUACUUCUGUCCAGCUGGACCAGAGCAACAGACGCCUGUCACAACUAGAGGAUGAGAAGAAGACCAUGGACCAGACUCUCAAACGCACCCAAGGCCUCCUGGAUGACCUCAAAGGAAAAUGUGAACGUCAACAUGAAGAGCUGAAGAGACUUCAGUGCAAACUGGAGCAGCAGUCUCAAGCUUCGACGCUGGAACUUGAAAACCUAAAGAAGACUCUGUCUGACGCAGAGACAAAAAAUGAAUGGUCCCAGAAGGAAAUACAGAAGCAAAAGCAAGAUGCAGAGCAGCUGAGCAACAAGUUGACAGAGGCUGUGAAAGAGAGUCAAGAGCUGAAGAAAAGUCUUGGUGCGAGUCUUGAUGAGUGCAAGCAGCUGACACAAAAGCAUCAAGUUCUGCUGGAGUGGAAGAACGAGAAAAAUACCAUCAUCAGCGAUGUAGAGGCCACACAGAAGGAACUCACUGACAAAAUCAGUGUGUUGGACAAAAGUCUGUGUUCACAGAAUGAGGCUAACGAAGAACUGCAGAAGCAUCUUAGGUGUGCAGAGGAGAACCAGGCCAGGAUGUCGACACAAAUUGACAGCCUAAAGGGAGAACUCCUCAUCAAGAGUACAGAGCUGGAGGAGAAGGAGCAUCAGUACAAGGAUCUCCAGACUAAAUCCUCUGAGGCUGUACAGAAACACACAAAGGAUCUGGAAAAUGUUGGUGCACAGGUGACCCAGCUUGAAAUACAGGUCAGAGAUCUUCAGUCGCAGCUGGAAAAGGAAAUUGCCCGAGCAGAGGAGGCUGAGAGGAGCAUCACUCAGCUGCAAGAUGAGCAGCGAGCAGCCUCCGACCUGGCGCACUCCAAAGAACAAGUGAUUGAACUCGGCCUAGCUGAAAUAUGCCAGCUGAGAGACACCCUUGCUCAGGCCACUGCAGAGCACGAAGAGAGAAAUUUAAGAUUAUCAGAGGAGAAAGCAGCUGUGUUGAGAAAAUGUGAGGAAAGCAUUGCAGUGAAGGCAGAGGAGACGACGCAAAUCAAGUUACAGUUGGAGGAAACUCAGCAAGAGCUCCUACUCACCAAAAAACAGAUCAGCUCCAUGGAUCAGUUGCUGAAAGCUCAGGAGCAGUUUGGAGCAGAGCUGCAGAAACAAAGUAAGGAGAUGUCAGAGCGCGAGGAGGAACACAAAAGGAUAGAUGCGGAAAAGGUGCAAAAACUGCAACAGCUUGAGGAGGAGCUGAGGGAGGUGUGUGCCCAAGUAACAGAGAAAGAGAGGCUGCUCGGAGAAGACCGGGCUCGGCUUUUGUCUCUGGAGAAACAAAAUGAAGACCUGGAAAAAGCUUCUCAAAAGAGGGUGAAAGAAACGGAGUUCCUCAAAGAUACACAUGCUGAGAAGGUAAACAAGCUGCAGGAGCAAAUAUCUUCUUUAGAGGAGCAUGUAUCUGCAAGCAAAGAUGCAGCUGAGAAACUCCCACUUUUAAAAAGUGAACUUGAGGUGGUCAACCGCUCACAUGCCGACCUCAAAAUGCACCUGGAUGCUCUUGAAAGGAGUCUCUCCUCCAUGACUGAAGUCAAGACCAACUUGGAGAACACACUGACUGAGAGAGUAAAUCUGGGUUCUGCUUUGGAAAAAGAAGCUGCAGAGCUCAGACAGAAGGUGAGCCAACUAUCUGAGAGUCAGGCUUUGGAGGUCCAAAGUUUCCUCAGCAAGGAAAAGAGCCUCCGAGAACGGUGUGAAGCUGCAGAGAAUGCCACCGAAGCCGAGUUGAGUAACGUCCGAACACGAGUGAAGACCAUGAAGGCAACUCUGUCUGCAGCCUCGCAAGGUUUGGAGGAAAGAGACGCCAGCAUAAAGAGUCUGAAGGAGAAGCUGAACUGUGCAGAAGUAGAACAUGCCAAGACUACUGAGGUCCUGAAAGAGAAGAUGGUUGCCAUGAACAAAAUCAAGGUGCAGCUUGAGAUGCUUCAGAUGGACCUGGAAGACAACGAGACAACUGUCAACUGUUAUGAAAAUCAAAUGGAGACUCUGAACGAAACCAUCCAGUCACUGGAAUCUGCGUUAGCUCAGAAACAAAGCCAGAUGUCGGACAUGGUGGUCCGACUAGAGGACAGCAAAGCCCAGGUCUCCGUUUUGGAAGCACGGUUGGAGGAGGUCCAGUCUCAGAACUCCAUGCUGGAGACAAAGUAUGUUACAGCCAGAGAGGAAGUGUUGGAGAGGAGUUGUGAGAUAACUCGCCUGGAGGGGGACACUGUCAAAUGCAGUCAGUUAGAAGAGGAAGUUGCCACUUUGAUGGCUAAAGUUGCUACUCUCAACCAGAUAAUCAAAGACAAAGAUGAUGAUGACAAAGUGUCACUUCAGGAGAAAAAUAACUUCGAGGCAACUCUGAAACAAUUAGUCAAUGACAAACAGCAAUUACAAACUGACAUGAGCGAGGUGACUGUUCAGAAGCAGAAGUUGGAAAGCAGGCUUGACGUGUUAGCUGAGGAGAACAAACACCUGCAGAUCAAUGUGAAAGUUUUAACUGAGGAGAAGCAGCAAGCGGAAGCACUGACAAAACAAGUGACCGCGGGUCAAGAAAACAUAGAGUCAACAGUGAAGCAGCUCACUGAAGAGAGAGUCCAGCUCCUCACCACUCUUGAUCUUCUCAGUAAACAGGAAUCUCAUAUUGAGGCUCAACUCGGUGAGCUGGCAAAAAAGCUGAAUCAAGCAGUGGAGGACAAACUUCAGCUGGAAGAAACCAAUAAUCAGCUGAUGGAAAAGAACAUGGCUCUGCAGUGCUGUGAAGUCCAGCUAAUGGAGGAGAAGCGGCGAUCCCAAGCGAGCGUAAAAAUGCGUGACAAUGAGGUGGCUUCUCUGCGAGAGGAGAAGGAACGCAUCCAAAACCUCCUUCAGUCUUCUGAACUGGAGUGUCACAGGAUGAAGAAUCAGCUUGAGAUGACAGAAAAGAGAAUGGAGGAAGAGAAAAGAGCAAGGAACCAGCAGUUUGAAACGGAGCAGGGUGAACUGAAUCAGAAGUUGUCGUGCUUACAACAAGAGCUGAGCGUGUUCAAGCACCAGUAUGACUUGCUGCUGGAACAGGUCGGCCAGCAGCACCUCCUCAUAGAGCAGCUCUCAAAACUCCAGGACCAACAGAGCCCCCAAGAAAAGUUGAGUUCCACAGAGCCUGAAAAUGCAGCCAUCAGUGCAGAGGCAAUAAUCCACAUUCAUGCUGAACCCAUUGUGGAACCUGCAUUAGACUCUUCGGCAGUAAAUGAGUCCAAAUUGGAGAAAUUCUCAAUCCAACCUGAUGAGGCCCCCAGUGAAACAGAACCUGUCCUCAAGACGGAAGUAAUCGAACCAGAGAUAAUCGAGGAACACAUGGAGGAAGAUAGAGAUGCAUGUGUCGAAGAUGGACAUGAAAUGCAGGAAAUUAAAAAGCAGCUAUUUGGUCAUGAUGAGGUUCCUGAGGAGAACCUUCCCUGGGGCGUCCUUGAAAAUGAAGCUGAACCGGCACUAUGCUCCUCCUCUGCAGAGGAGACUAGGGAGCUACACUCUACCAAGACAGAGCUUUUGCAGUUACAAAAUGACCACGAAGAACUCUCAAAUCGGGAAGAGGAAAUCCGUUCCCUGCUCUCAGAGAUUGACCUGCUCACCUCCGACCUUGCACUGAGGAAGGAGCUGACCUCAGACCUCCAAGUGCAAGUUCAAAACUUGGAGCAGAAAGUUGAUGCAGCAGAAGAAGCAGCGCGUUGUGCAGCAAAUAAGAUGGACAAUGUUCUGAAGGAGAAGAAUAGCCUCUUUGAUCAGUUGUCUCAGCUGUCAGAGGCCAGGGAAACAUUAACACUGCAGCUCCAAACAGCUAAAUGCCAGCUAACUGAUGUUAUGGAGAUGGUGGAGGGACUAGAAAUGGCUAAAGGCGGGUGGGACGAUAAAUUCCUUCAGCAGGAGAGCGAGCUGAAGAGGGUUCGCUCAGAGAAAGCCAACCUGGAGCAUCACAUCCUUGGCAUGGAGUGUGAGCUGGAGGCCCUGCAGGAGGAGCGGAGCAAGCUGGGGGAUGAGCUGGAAACUCAAAGGAGGAUGUGCUUGGGCUUGGAGCAGCAGAUAGAAACGCUCUCCGCUGAGACAAUCCACCUGAGAUCUGAGUUGGUUUCCUGCACUGAGGAACGAGAGGAGCUGAGCCAGACUGCAGGCCAGUGGCGAGAGAAGGUACACGGGCUAGAGAAGUCCAACUGUGAUACCAGGUCUUUAAUUUCCAUCCUGGAGGAGGACAUCAGAGCAGGGAAGAGGGAGAAUGAAGCCCUGCAAGUCAACAUGGACAAAAUGAAGACAGAGAGCCAAUGGCUGUUGGAGCAGAUGAACGUGUUGGAGGAAGCCAUGUCUCAGCAGAGUGGAGAGAAGGAACAACUGAUUGGGCAGCUUGACAAAAUUAAAGAUGAUAACACAACUGCUAAUCAAAACACAGAGACCUUGUUCAGCAAAAUCCAGGCUUUGGAGGGAGAAGUGCGACAGCUCACGCAGUCUUUGGAGUCUUCUCUACUGGAAAAGGGAGAAAUCGCCUCUCGUCUGAACUCCACACAGGAGGAAGUCCAGCAGAUGCGGAGCGGCAUUGAAAAGCUCCGCGUUCGCAUCGAAUCUGACGAGAGGAAGAAGAAGCAGAUGGGUGAACUCCUCAAAGCUGCUCAGAGGAAGUCUGACUCACUGCAAGACCGAAUUGAUGCUCUGCAGCGAGAGAAGGAAGAUGUAGAGCAAGACCUUGAGGAAGCUGUCCUUCAGGCUGAGACCACAAAAUCUGAGCUGGAGGAGGAAAGGACAAUGGUGGAGGAAGAGAAGAGAGGUCUUAACGAGGAGUUCUUGAAGCUUUCUGCCACUCUGGACAACCUGAGAUCCGAGAAGGAGCAACUGGAGCGAGAGCUGCAAACGAAAAGAGUAGAGCUGGUGGAGCUGAAGGCUGCUAAGGAGGAGCUGGAGCGAGGGCUGGAGAGGGCAGAGAUAGAUCGUAGAGAAGAGCAGGAACGGCACAGGUGCAGCGUGGAGGAGUUAGAGAGGGGGGUGAGGGCGCAAGCAGAGAAGCGAGUGGACAACCUCCAAGCGCAGCUUGAAGCAUCUCAUCAGCGAGAGCUGUCCUUUCAAGAAAAUAGUGCAGAAAUGCAGAGGGAGCGACAGAGAAUGAAGAGCCUCCUGGAGAAGCUGGAGGAAGAGAAACAACAGCUUCAGAACUUGCUGGAGAAGUGGAAGAUGGAUGGAGAGCAGUGGGAAGGGCAGAAAAAGAAUCUGAUGACUCACAUUGAGAGUUUGGAGGAAGACGUUUUAAAAGCCAGAGAUGCAGAUGACAAGGAACAGCUAGAAGGAGAAAACAAACGACUUCUAGAAGAAAAAGAGAGACUAAAGCAGGAGAACGAGACUGUCCGUUCUACCGAGGAGAAGCAAACUGUACUAAAGCAGGAGAGAGAUAGAACAGAGGAGGACAGACAGAGGCUGGAGGGGGAGACAAAGAAGCUUCAGACAUCAUUGUCGUUGCUGGAAGAAGAGAAGAACAGUUUGUCCUCUGCUCUUUCUCUGCUGGCACAAGAGAAUCAGAGAACUGAAGAAGAGAAGGUGAAAAUGUCACAGGAGCAACAGAGCCUUCAGUCCACAGUUGCCUCCUUGGAGGAGAAGCUGGAAACUCAGCAGCUCUCGGUCUCAAAGCUCAAUGAGCAGGUGUCUGAGCUGUCGUCUCGUGUCGCUCGCGUGUCCAAGGAGAGAGACGCCGCCUCCAGCAAGUUGACCCUUUGGAUGAAGACUUGCAAACAGCUGGAGCAAGAGAAGCAGCUCAUACUGAGUGGCUCAGAUGGACUGCACAGUGAGGCGGCGCAGGUGGAGGAUACACAACUGCAGAUUCAAGCCGAGGAGAGGAAAAAGGUGGUGGAGGAGCUGAAGUCGUCCCUUAAAGAGGCGAGAGCGGAGUGUGAGGAAAGAGGCAAAGAGGUGGAGGAGCGCAAGGCUGCCCUGGAAUCCCGAAGCAGAGCUCUGGAGGAGGUGAAAGGUGAAGUUAAAGAAUUGGAACAGCUUUUGGAGGAGAAGACAAAGGAGGUGGACGACACCAUGAACAAAUACUGCAGCUUGAUGUUGGAGGUGCACAAGUUGGAGGAGGCCAACGAGAUGCUGACGACGAGGCUGGAGUACUUAACGGCGAGCAAACCCUCCAACAAAGACAGCAUAAUUCACUCCGGCGCCGCUGACGGCCGCAGACGCUCAGCAAGGUCCUCUACCAAAGGUCUGGAUGACAAAACCGAGAACACGCCUCCUUCUACUCCUCAGAGGUUACCGCAGGGCAAUGGAAAGAGGGGUCACAAACACGUGAAUAACAAGGACAGUGCUCAGGAAGCUCUUCACAACCUCACUAAGAAGAUCAGAGCCAACGCUGUGACCACGCCACAACCAAGAAAUGAGCAGGAGGAUGAAUUCAGGCCUGAGGGACUUCCAGAGUUGGUACAGAGAGGCUUUGCUGACAUCCCCCUGGGGGAGGCCAGCCCCUUCAUCAUGAGGAGAACCACUGUGAAGCGCUGCAGCCCUCGACUGGCUGCCAGACACACGUCAGACAAUAAGGUGUUGUUCCCUUUACUCCAGCAGAGUCCUUCCUCUACUGACAAUUUCGAGGAAGCCGCCGCUCCUCAUUCAGAGGAGUCGCCGGAACAAGACGACAACUGUCAUGUUCAGUGAGCAAAACAGUUGACAUUUACAGUAAUUACACUCCACUUUUUUAGCACAAUUUAGUUUUUCAUUUCAAUCUUAACAGUUAGCAUGCACCAGUUCUUCAUUUUAUUUUUGAGUGUUUCAUUUAUAGGUCAUAUGGAAGCAGCACUAUGGACAAAGAAACCUCCACAGUGUUAGAAUACGUCGGUACUUGCACGCCGCUGUUAAUUUAGUUGUUUUGCUCACUUUCACAUUGUUACACUGUCAUGUGCUGUGUAUAUUUCAUUGUCAACUCGAUUGUGAUCUCAGCCUGUGCUCCUUCUUUGCACAGCCGAGAUGAUAUUUCCCAUUAAUUCUUUGUACCGGCACCUACGUUCCUUCUAACGGCAGCUACCUUUUAAUGUCCUUUUCUGUGCUUGGACUGCUUCACCUUUUAUUGACAAUUAUAGCCUGGUAACAUCUGAAUGUGUUUCUCUUAUCGCAGAUGAACUCUCUAGCAUAUUUGUAUUUAAACUAUAUUCGAAAUAUGCUUAUUGUUAAUGUUUAGGUGUAUGAGGUUAGUGA
Molecule: messenger RNA, 8715 nt
Organism: Phycodurus eques (leafy seadragon)
Lineage: Eukaryota; Metazoa; Chordata; Actinopteri; Syngnathiformes; Syngnathidae
Gene: cenpf
Product: centromere protein F
Exons: 38
Coding region: 70-8178 (2702 amino acids)
Biological process (GO): metaphase chromosome alignment; regulation of G2/M transition of mitotic cell cycle; mitotic cell cycle
Cellular component (GO): chromosome, centromeric region; spindle pole; nucleus
Molecular function (GO): dynein complex binding; protein homodimerization activity; transcription factor binding
Source: RefSeq, a predicted model, not a curated record